Messenger RNA from Arachis duranensis, 2370 nucleotides. Its product is annotated as probable ubiquitin-like-specific protease 2B. Gene Ontology annotation, molecular function: cysteine-type peptidase activity. The record is from RefSeq and is a predicted model, not a curated record. Gene Ontology annotation, biological process: proteolysis. Lineage: Eukaryota; Viridiplantae; Streptophyta; Magnoliopsida; Fabales; Fabaceae.
CGACUCAUGAGUUUCCAACAGAACAGAGGUUUAGGGACACGUGGCAUGAUCUAAUUAGCCAGCUCCACAGUAUAUAAAGGCUUUUUCUCGGGUCCUCAACCCCAAGGGUAGUAAAAUCUCCCAAAGUCUCAGCUUCGUCCAUUACCACUUCGCAUCGAUUUCGCGCCCCUGACUCACUGAGUCACCUUUCUCAGCUCGCUCCGAGUUCAAAAUCGCCAAAACCUCUCUUGGAGACGAUGAACAAGUCUCCGCGCACGGAUCUACACGUAUUUGAUUUCAAUGAGGAAGAAGAAGAACGACAACAACACAACGAGAUCGCUAAAUUCAGAAGCCCUAUCCUCAAUCCUCCACUCCUUUCUAACCACGACACUCAUGAAAACAAAGUCAAUGCCGAGAACGAUGUUGAUAUUACAUGUGUCGAUGUUGAUACACUUGGUGAUAAAUUCAACCCUGAAAAGAGUGGUUUAGAUCUCCCUCUGGACACAUUGGAAUAUAAGUUUGACAGAAAAGACUCGAAUUCUGAGCUGGAACAUGCUAAAAAAUCAAAUUUCACUAGUCACGAAAAUCACUGUAAUUUUAAAGUAGAUAUUUAUAACCAUGAUGAACCAGAAGCAAAGGAUACAAGUGGUGAGGAAUCACCUCAGACAAGCCAGAUGGAUCCAUCACGGUCACCAUCCAGUAAUGAAUCAGUUGAUGUUAAUUCAGAGGCUGAUGAGUGCAUGAAUGAGAGUGUUCCUUCAAGUCCUGCCUCUGAUAUUGUAGAAAAUGUUUCGUCGAAUGGUUGUGAAUUGAAUGGCAGAUACGGUUACAACAUGGUAAUUCAUAUUCAAGCUUCAAUGGUUGCUUCAGUUGAUGAUGCAAAUAUGGAAGUUGUUCUUCAUCCAGAUUAUGUCAUAUACCAGGAUAAUUACUAUAUGGGGCCAAAGUUAACAUUUUCACAUUAUUGUAUCAAGAUUAAUGUUUCAACUACAUGUAUAAAGCAAGGAGCCCUUGAGCUUGAAUGGCCAGUUGAUGAUCUCGUUGAUAUUAAGUGCAAGUCGUUCCAGAGUAGUGCAACAAUCAUUUUAAAGCUUCGUGUAAUAUCUUGUAAAGCAACUGAGUCAAAUCAAGCAAACACCACUUCAGGCAUUGAGGAAUUGGAGAUUGCGGUUGUUGAUUCCAAUUGGUCUUUGAGGCAUAAACAGAUCACAUCUCUGAAUAUGAAAUACUCAGAUAUUUGGAAAAUUGUGCUUCAUUGCAGUAUGGACAUAGAAGGCAAUGAAAAUUAUUCAGAAGAUCCGAGAAGCUACUUCCCUAAUUUCGUGCAGCCUUUUGACGAAGUAAUCUAUCCAAAAGGGGAUCCAGAUGCUGUUUCUCUAAGUAAGAGAGAUGUUGAUCUCUUGCGGCCAGACACAUUUGUUAAUGACACAAUUAUUGAUUUUUACAUCCAAUAUCUGAAGAGUCAAAUACAAGAUGAGGAGAAGUCAAGAUAUCAUUUUUUUAACAGUUUUUUCUUUCGGAAGCUUGCUGAUAUGGAUAAAAAUCCUGCAAGUGCUUCUGAUGGCAAAGCAGCAUUUCUGCGUGUUCGAAAAUGGACGAGAAAAGUAAAGUUAUUUGAAAAAGAUUACAUCUUCAUACCUGUAAACUUCAAUCUACACUGGAGUUUGAUAGUCAUAUGUCAUCCUGGUGAAGUGGUUAACUUUAAUGAUAAGGAGCGGGACAAGUCACUCAAAGUUCCCUGCAUAUUGCAUAUGGAUUCUAUAAAAGGAAGUCAUUGUGGUCUUAAAAACCUUGUGCAAAGUUACUUGUGGGAAGAAUGGAAAGAGAGGCAUGCAACUACAUUGGAAGAAGACCUUGAAUCUAGAUUCCUUAACAUGCGUUUUCUUUCCCUUGCGCUGCCACAGCAAGAAAACUCAUAUGAUUGUGGUCUGUUUCUGCUGCACUAUCUAGAGCUUUUCCUUUCUGAAGCUCCUUCUAAUUUCAAUCCAUUCAAACUAACGAAGUUCUCCAACUUUCUAAAUGUGGACUGGUUAGGCUUACCUCAAGCGAACACUUAUCCAGAGGUUGAUAUUUGAACUUGUGGAAAACCGUGGCUCACAUGAAAUCUCUUCUUCAGACUGUAGUGAUGAUGACAACAUAUACAUUGAAAAUAACGAGAAUAGAAGUGUUCAACACCCAGAAAUCAAUAGAGAGUCAGCAAAUUCCCAUGCUGGUCAGGGAAUUGAAAUCACUUUACUGCCAGCAUCAUCAUCUUUGGAUCCUCAGUCUUUAAACAACUCAGGCUUGGUUCUAAUCUUUUGGCCAGCGGUCUUCUGAUUAUCGAUUCAAUGGUUCUAUAUUUUCAGUGGAGGAGGAUGCAGAUCUUGGCGAACAUUAUAUGUAUUUGACUUC